GUCGCCUCGCGCGGCGGCAAAAUUCGUAUUAACAAAAGACAGAGAGAGAGCGACAACACUAGAUAAGCGCGCACCCACUCGCACUCGCUAAAGAAACGCAAAUGACAUCGAGCGGUUAGUUCAAAACAACAAACAAAUCGAAUCAAAGUCGGUGAAAGUCGUAAAAGACAUUAAUAAUAGAAACAAUAGAACCAAACAAAUAAAAUAAACAAGAACGGUAACCCGCGACGUAACAACAAAUAACAAUAAAACUAAAGCCAGCAGCGCGACAAAAAAAUGUCCUCGCCGCUGAUGCUGCCAGCGUCGCCGCCGUUGUCGCUUUAACUGCGAACGGUCCGCCGUCCGCUGAUUCGCUGCACCGCUCUAACUUUCCGCCUAUCGCCGUUCGCCAGAGGAAGCGGGCAGACUACAAGUCAGGUGCCCGAUAAAAAAAAACCAUAAGGGGCGGCAACAUGUCGCAGCAACAUGAGGCAACAACAGUCGCCGCAGGAGCUCCUGUUUCGCUGCACUUGGAGAAGCCUUUGAACAAUGGCUACCUGCAGGCGAAUGCGCCUCUGGAGGAACUGAGUGCCACCGUGGUGUCGCCGCUUUUGGGUCAGCAACAAAUGCAACAGCAACAACAGCAGCAGCAACAGCAGCAGAAUAAGCUGCCCACUGUCGUAUUCCUGGCUCCCGAUGGCAGUGGGGGCGUGGGAAUCCAACGUGGUAAUCCGACGCAGGGUAAUCCCGGCGCAGGAGCGGUAAGUGUUGGGACUCGGGGCCACAGCGACUGGCUGCUUAAGGAAUCACAGCAGCGGCGCCGUCUCCUCAUCCUGGCCAUUGCAUUCACCGUUCUGGGAGCGGCCAUCGGGGCACUGGCCAUCUACUUCGCCAGCGUCCACCAACGAUGCCAACUUUACCGCCUGGAGCCAGGCAACGAUGACAGACCGAACGGCAGGUGGAACCAGGAUUCGGGAUCCGCCCACGAGGGGUUGGAAAGCGUUUGCAUGACCCAGGAGUGCGUGAGAACAGCGGCUUCCCUGCUUUCGGCCAUGGACCUGAACUCCGAUCCCUGUGAGGACUUUUUCCAAUAUGCCUGCGGUACGUGGAACAAAAUGCAUCCAAUUCCAGAGGAUCGCAGUUCCAUCAGCACUUUUGAGGUCCUGUCCGAUCAGCAGCAGGUUAUCCUGCGCGCUGUCCUUGAGGAACCUAUCGAUGAACGCGACAACAAGGCCACCAUCAAGGCCAAAACCUUCUUCAAAAGCUGCAUGGAUAUACCUCAAAUCCGCAAGAUCGGCACUGGGCGACUGAAGCAGGUGCUGCAAUCCCUGGGAGGAUGGCCAGUCAUCGAACGGGAUUGGAGUGCGCCGGCGGAUCUCUCCGUGGAGCGACUGAUGGGCCUGCUGCGGCUUAACUACAGCGAACCGGUGAUGAUCGAGCUCUAUGUGGGUGCCGACGACAAAAACAGCUCGGUAAACAUCCUGCAGAUGGACCAGCUGCAGUAUGCGCUGCCCUCGAGGGAUUACUACCUGAAGGAGAGCAGUGCCAACGACCGAAGGGCAUACCAUCGGUAUAUGACACAGGUGUCCCUACUCCUGGGAGCGGAUCCUGCCACAGCCGCCGAUGAACUGGAGAAAGUGGUGCUAUUCGAGACGCAGCUGGUAAAUGUCUCACUGCCGGAGGCAGAUCGACAUGAUACAAGCUUGGUUUAUCGCAAGAUGUCGCUGCCAGAGCUUCAAGAACUAGUGCCCGAAGUCCAAUGGCAAGAGUACUUGCAGGCUGCGCUGGGUCCGGGGAUUCCCUUGCAGGAGGAUGAACCUCUUGUUACUUAUGGCCUGCAGUAUCUUACCGAAAUGGGCAAGAUCCUAGCCAAAACUGAUCGCCGGGUAAUACACAACUAUAUGCUGUGGCGACUGGUCAUGUCCCUGAUGUCUCACAUGAUCGACGAAUAUCAGCGGGAGAGGGUGGAAUUCCGCAAGAUCCUAAUGGGCAUUCAGUCGGAAAGAACCCGCUGGUCGCAGUGCGUCGAGUGGACCAACAAAAAGCUGGGCGUGGCCGUGGGAGCCUUAUUCAUCCGGGACAAUUUCAACCAGGAGAGCAAGGAGGUGGCCCUCGAGAUGAUCCACACCAUAAGGGCGGCUUUCAACGAACUUCUGGCCGAAAACGAUUGGAUGGAUGACGAGACGCGUGCGGUCGCCAAAGAGAAGGCUGACUCAAUGAAUGAACGAAUUGGCUAUCCGGAGCUGCUGACCAAUGCCACUGAGUUGGAACAGGAGUACGUGAACCUUACCAUAGUCUCGGACAACUUUAUCAACAAUGUCCUUAGCAUUCUGCAAUGGGAAUCGGAGAAGAUGCUGCGACUCCUACGCCAACCAGUUGAUAAGGAAAAAUGGACAACUGAACCGGCGGUGGUUAAUGCCUUCUACAAUCCGAAUAAAAACGAUAUAGUAUUUCCUGCUGGCAUCCUUCAGCCCUUGUUCUACAGUCAACACUUUCCCAAGUCCUUAAAUUACGGCGGGAUCGGAGUGGUUAUUGGUCAUGAGAUCACCCACGGAUUCGAUGACAAGGGUCGGCAGUUCGACAAGGAGGGCAACAUGAUGCAAUGGUGGAACAAUGCCACCAUCGAGGCUUUUCGAGAACGGACGCAAUGCGUCAUCGAUCAGUACUCACGCUACAAGAUCAACGAGGUGGACAUGUUCAUGGACGGACGAAUGACACAGGGCGAGAAUAUCGCCGAUAACGGCGGUCUUAAACAGGCAUUUAGGGCCUACAAGAAAUGGGAGAAAUUGCAUGGUCCGGAACAGCAGCUGCCUGGCUUGAACAUGACCCAUGAGCAGCUAUUCUUUCUGAACUAUGCCCAAAUCUGGUGCGGAUCCAUGCGGCCGGAGGAUGCAUUAACUAAGAUACGUUCUGCGGUCCAUUCGCCAGGAUUUGUCCGUGUCCUGGGGCCACUUUCGAAUUCGCACGACUUUGCCAGCGCCUACAAAUGUCCCCUGGGCAGCACCAUGAAUCCGGCGGAAAAGUGCAGCGUGUGGUAGUCUGCCGUGGUCGUCGAUGUUUUUUUUAUAUAUUUAUAUCAUACUAUAUAGUAUAUACAUACCUAUAUACACAAUACCAGUACUGUAGAUCACCUGCGGCAACAAACAACCCAAGGCGAUGAGAUUAAGGAUCAUCAUCCGUUCUGUUCCAAAUUUUUUAUGUAGGUUCCAUUUUUUUUUUGUUCUGUUUGUUAUGGCGCAGUAAUGCAUAUGUACUUUAUACCUGGCUAUAUAGAUUUAUAGUGUGUGUUUGUAGCUGUACACAAGUGCGUUAUCAAAGAGAGCCCUAAAAUCCGCACUUUCCACAACCCUCCUAACCGGCAUUAUAUUCGUGAAUAAAGAACAAGUACGGAAA
Molecule: messenger RNA, 3372 nt
Organism: Drosophila eugracilis
Lineage: Eukaryota; Metazoa; Arthropoda; Insecta; Diptera; Drosophilidae
Gene: Nep1
Product: neprilysin-1
Exons: 9
Coding region: 453-3017 (854 amino acids)
Biological process (GO): protein processing
Cellular component (GO): plasma membrane
Molecular function (GO): metalloendopeptidase activity
Source: RefSeq, a predicted model, not a curated record